AUGCUGAUGGAAAAGAACCACAAUUUGGAUGACAGGAACAUGAACGAGGCGUUAGAAAAUAGCCUUCAAACGAAGAAAGAUGGAAGUCCAAAAGGUGUAGAAAACGAAGUGACAUUCAGUGAUAGGGUGAUUCGUACCAUUGCCUCAAUCAGUAGUGGUGGAUUAUGUCCUGCUGAUAUGGAUGUUGUCGAUCAAAUCAAUGCUUUGUUUCCAACGGAACAGUCAUUGUCACAGUUGGAUUCAGUGAUGCGUUCUAUAGAGGAUGAAAUCGUUGACUUGGAUUGUCAGCUGGCAAAGCUUGUUGAAAUGCAUGGGAAAGCUGGUACUGAAGGGGACCAAGCCUUACGUGAGGCUCAUGCGGCAAUGAGAGACUUAGAAGAACGUGUACGUACGGUUUGUUUGAAGACACAAUCAUCAGAAAGUGUUGUACAGGAAAUGACUCGUGACAUUAAACAGCUUGAUGUUGCAAAACGGAAUUUAAUCUCCUCACUCAAAGCUCUUCAUCACCUUCAGAUUUUGCUGACUGGUGUCUAUUCACUCGGAUCAUGGAUAGAUCAACAUCGAUAUGGUGAUAUUGCUUCGCAGUUACCGGCUGUUUUGAAUGUUUUACAACUUUUCGGUCCUUAUAUGGAAGUGGAACAUAUCAAAAAUGUCGCUGAACAACUUGAGCGGCUAAAACAGCGAUUAGCUAUUCAACUUGUGGCGGAUUUAAAACAUUCAUUCCAGACAGGAGUCUUGAAUUCUUCGGUGACUGAUAUGUGUCGUGUUGCUGCAUCGUUAGAUCCAGUCAUACGAGAAGAUUUUUGCAAAUGGUUUAUAGAUCAUCAGCUUUCCGAAUAUACUGUGCUUUACGGUGAAAGUGAGAAUAUUGCUUGGAUUGACAAAAUUGAUUUAAGAUAUCGAUGGUUUGUGCAAAAAUUGACCGAAUUUGAAAAAACAGGUAUGAUGAAAGUGUUUCCUGCUGAUUGGGAUAUGGGCCGGCGUUUGACUUUGGGAUAUUGUAAUUUGACGAGAGAGAUGCUGGAACGAAUGAUGUCGAGACGUUGGUUAGAACUCGAUUAUAAAGUACUCGCGCACGCUAUCAACCAUACAAUAAUGUUUGAAAAUCUACUUUACAAGAGAUUUCCGGCAAAGGAAAAUUACAACUUUGAAAAGAUCAUUUGGCGAGCAUUCGAUAAGUACAUGGAUGUAUUUGUGGCAGCGCAAAAGAAAAAUUUGGAUAGCUUUUUAGAGGAAUGUGUAGUAAGGAUCAGGAGUGGUGCUGAACGACCAACUCGAGAAACAGCAUCGCAUGCGUAUCCACUGCCAUCAUCCGCUGAUAUGUUUCUUUUGUUGAAAAAAAUAAUUGCCGAGUCAACAAAACUCAGCUCCGAUCCGAAUUCUUUACUAAGGAACCUAUUGGAGGUUCUACGCAACUGUCUGCGUGGUUACGCUCAUGGUUGUUUAACAGCUUUCUUACCGUCUUUAGCAACUACUCAAUUUUCGUCUACUUCAAUUUUGCAAACUUUAAUGAGGGAUGAAACUGCGGUUCGCUUAACAGCUGAUCAGCAAUUUUUUACGUGCUGCUUACUUGCUACUGCUGACUGGUGCGCUGAAACAACACUGCAAUUGCAGGAGAAACUAAAGCAGCGAGUACAGAGCAUCGAUCUUAAUCAAGAAAUGGAACUGUUCUAUAGUAUAUCAAAUAGUGCCCUUUCUGUCUUAGUACAGGAUGUAGAGUCCACUUGUGAUGCUGCUCUGCAAGCGAUGGUGAAAAAAAAUUGGAAUGGUGUAGAAAGUGUUGGUGACGAGUCAUCAUAUGUUUCAUCGAUACGAAGUCAUCUGCGGUCAAGUGUGCCACUGAUAAGGGAUUUUUUCAUUGACAGACGAAAAUAUUUCGCACAUUUUUGUUUGAAGCUUGCAACGCAAUUGGUCAAUAAGUUCUUGGGUGCGUUAUUCAGAUGUCGGCCAGUGGGUGUCGCUGGUGCAGAACAAUUGCUUUUAGAUGCACAUGCAUUGAAGACAUUUUUAUUAUCUAUGCCAACGGUUGGAUCAGCUACUAACACGAAACCGCCAACAAUGUAUACAAAUGUUGUGGUAAGAACCAUGACGAAAGUAGAAAUGAUACUCAAAGUUGUUAUGUCGGAGAUAAAUUCACACGAAGAAUUUGUAAUGGCAUAUAUGCGUCUAUUACCCGAUUCGGACUCUUCAGAAUUACAGAAAGUUCUAGAAAUGAAGGCAUUGAGACGUCAGGAACAGACAAGUAUUAUACAGCUGUACAAAUCACGUGUUGAAGUACAAACAGCUGCCGUAGACCCCUUGGACGUGCAAUCGUCAACGAUCUCAGCAAUAGGAAGUAUCGGCGAUUCGAGUAUGAGAAGAUUGGAACAACUCGUAAAGAAGAAAGCCUAA
Messenger RNA from Cercopithifilaria johnstoni, 2391 nucleotides. NCBI's taxonomy places the organism in Eukaryota, Metazoa, Nematoda, Chromadorea, Rhabditida, Onchocercidae. The record is from the annotation of a GenBank genome assembly.